CUCGAUUCACCUCCAUAUCUCUUCUCUCUCGACUCGAUCCUCCGCUCAGUUCCCACCCCAACCCGACCCGAGGAUUUUCAAUCUUUUCAUUUUCCCUCCAAAUAUUUUCCUUAGCAUCACUCUACAUCUACUCUAAACCCUGAAAAUUUCCUCAUCAUUUAGGGUUAUGGUAAACCCUAUGUGAUUAUUUAACUGCCCAAAUUCAUAUUCUGCCUCUUCAAGGAUCUAAUUGAUUUGGGUUUUGUUGAAUUGCGUUUACUAUUUUAAUUUUUGGAUGCCGCUCCAUUGGUUGCUAGAACUAGCUUGCCUCUUUUAUUUGAUUGUUUUCCGAGGAAAAUCUUGUUAGUGGAUGGUUCUUGUGUUUCUUGUGUAUCAACAGGUUGGUGUUUAAUGGAUUAUCUUUGACAUGAGGGGUCAAAUAUGAACAAUGGAGGUACACAGGGAAGACAAAAAAGCUGAUGACUUUGGUCGCGCGGUUUCGAGAAUGGCAGUGGCGCAAAUAUGCGAGACCCUGGGGUUUCAUGGGUUCAAAGAGUCAGCUUUGGAUGCUCUCACUGACGUUGCAAUUCGUUACCUCCUUGACCUUGGCAAGACUGCAAGUACUCACGCUAAUUUAUCAGGUAGAACCCAAUGUAAUUUGUUUGACAUAGUUCGAGGUUUUGAAGAUAUGGGUGCACCUCGGGGGUUUUCGGGUGCAUCAAGUAGUGGCAAUUGUGUUGUUAGUUCGGGUACCAUUAAAGAGAUAAUUGAAUUUGUGGGUUCUACUGACGAGAUCCCUUUUGCUCAACCAGUGCCACCUUUUCCAGUUGUUAGAGAUAAGAGAUUAAUUCCUAGUUUUUUGAACAUGAGUGAAACACCGCCUGGAAAGCAUAUUCCUCCUUGGUUGCCUGCUUUUCCUGAUCCUCACACCUAUAUCCGCACUCCUAUGUGGAAUGAGAGGGUUGUGGAUCCUCGUGCAGAACAGAUUGAGCAAGCAAGGCAGAGGAGAAAGGCGGAAAGAGCCUUGUUGAGUUUGCAGCAGAGGUUGGUGAGCAAUGGCUCAGCAGAAGCUUCUUCAUCAGAGGCCAAUAAUGACAAUGUUAAGGAAUUAGGAGUACCUGAGUCUAACCCAUUUCUUUCCACGCCUUUGAAACCCGGGGAGAAGGAUGUUUCUGCUGUUGUGUUGCCAGACAAGCUAAAAAACAAUGCUUGUUUGAUGGAGGCAUUUGCACCUGCUAUUGAAGCUGCAAAGGAAGGUGACCUUGCUGAGAGUGAAGAUCGUGAGAGGAGGUUGCUUCCUGAGAAGAGGCCUGCGGUGAUAUUUAAAUUUAAAACUGGGAAGAAGUUAUUAGGUGAACCUUUGGAUUUGAGUCUUUCAAGAAAGGGUGGAGGGAGGGUAGGGCAUUGGUUAGGGCGAGACGAGGAGAGGGAUGAUAAGAAGAGGAGAGCAGAGUAUAUACUUAGGCAUUCUAUGGAAAAUCCACACGAACUCACCCAGUUGUAAAGUAAUUCAUUGACUGACCUGUUUAUUCAAGAAUGGCUGUAACAGUGGGCUAUGGGGGGCGUUGCAUGGAUAUUAUGACAUUCUGUUGUUUGCCCCUCCUGAUCCUAAUAACAAUUUUUGGAGGUAUGUGAGUACUUGAUUUUAAGGUUCUGAUUCUUUGACAGCAAAGUUGUAGCCGCUUUGUUCCAUCAUUUAAUGUGCCCAUCUUUAUUGUGGGAUGAAUGCAAUGUGCUCUCUGGUUCUGGCUGUUAUUCCCUUUUUUCUGUGUUUGAUAUGCAAUAAAGUUUAUAUAUUCAGGACA
Messenger RNA from Manihot esculenta (cassava), 1784 nucleotides. Its product is annotated as transcription initiation factor TFIID subunit 8. Bases 428 to 1483 code for a protein of 351 amino acids. Gene Ontology annotation, molecular function: protein heterodimerization activity. NCBI's taxonomy places the organism in Eukaryota, Viridiplantae, Streptophyta, Magnoliopsida, Malpighiales, Euphorbiaceae. The record is from RefSeq and is a predicted model, not a curated record. Gene Ontology annotation, cellular component: transcription factor TFIID complex. The transcript has a single exon.